Messenger RNA from Aspergillus welwitschiae, 1095 nucleotides. RefSeq names its product alpha/beta hydrolase. The record is from RefSeq and is a predicted model, not a curated record. The coding region runs from base 214 to 966 and encodes 250 amino acids. NCBI's taxonomy places the organism in Eukaryota, Fungi, Ascomycota, Eurotiomycetes, Eurotiales, Aspergillaceae. The transcript has a single exon.
CACCGAUCGACAGUUUGAGUUAAUCAAUCUUCGGGUUGAUACGAAACCGACACUUGCCGUGGUGAGUUCAUGACUUUUCCCGCAUGCGGUCGGCCGCCACCAGGAUGACCAGGCAGGUGGACAUAUUCUUCCUUGUGUUCUGUUAUAUCCCAGACCAAGGCGCCAGGCAUACCUCUACUUCAGGCAUCAAGCUCUGUCUGCUGGGAUUCUAAGAUGGCACCCUUUCCAAUUAUUGUCUUCGUGCCGGGCGCAUGGCACAGCCCGGAAUGUUAUCGCAGAGUGAUCGACCAACUCGAAGCUGCGGGGUACGAGACGGACCUCGUCCAUCUUCCCUCCGUGGGACCAACCCAGCACUUACCAGACUUCUCUGCCGAUGUUGCCGAAAUACGAAGCCAUCUAGAGCACCUAGUCGAUGCCGGCAAGAAGGUCGUGCUCGUGGUACACUCUUACGGAGGAGUGCCUUCGAAUGAAGCCGUCAAAGGGCUUGACUGCGCUAGCCGGCAAAGUAACGGUCAAGCCGGCGGCGUGGCUCAUAUCUUCUUCUGCUGCUCGUUCAUUAUCCCCGAAGGAAAAUCUCUCCUCGGCGCCUUUGGGGGCAACGACUUGCCGUGGUUCACUGUUUCUGCUGAUCGCCUGGAGGUCAACCCAGACAGACCCGACGAGAUAUUCUACAAUGACAUGUCGGAAGAAGAUGUCCGUGCGGCCGUCAGCUCUCUAAGGCCACACAGUUACCGGACUUUUCGCAGCCUCUGCACAUAUGCUGCCUGGAAAGAGGUUCCCAGCACCUACCUUUACUGUGCCACGGAUGCUGCUAUCCCCUUAGAGCUCCAGAGAAUGAUGGUGGAGCAUUGGGCGGCAGGUUAUCCCAUCCGCACGGAGUUCCUCGAUGCCUCUCAUAGUCCAUUCCUCUCGAAGCCAACCGAAGUAACAGCGGCUAUCAGAAGAGCAGCUGGUGAAGAAGUUUAAUCAUGAAAGGUUAUGUGACGUGAUGACAUGUACACCUGCUGCUUAUGAUGUGGCUGGAAUAGCCUCGCCGAUGGCGGUUCUUCACUGUAUAUAGAGACUAAUGCAUGUUGAACAAGAUUUCCAUAUUGA